AGCUUUGUUUUAUUAUUGUUAUAUAAAUAAAUCAAAAAGAAAGAAAAAAACCCAGAUUUUCUUGCCUUGGUUCUUUUCAAAAUUCACUUGAUUCUUUAAAAGAUUAGUCUUUUUAGAUUCUUUAGCAAAAAGAAGAAAAAAAGUUUGAUUCUUGAUUCCCAAGUAAAAUAAUUCCGAUUUUUAAUGCUCUUUUUAAGCAUCUAAAUAUUACUUCUUUCAUCUCCAACAUGAUCACUGUUUUCCCAACUUAAAAUUUUCUUCUUUCUUUUCUUUUUGGUAUGAAUUUUUCAAGUAUGGAAGCUUUAUUUUCAACAUCUUUUAUGUCAAAUAUGGAUUGGUUUCAUCAAGAGAACCAAAAUACAUAUUGGACUAAAGAAGAAAACAAAAGGUUUGAGCAUGCUUUAGCUAUAUAUGGUGACGAUGUACCUGAUAGAUGGAUAAAAGUUGCAGAGAUGAUACCUGGUAAAACUGUUUUAGAUGUUAUUAAACAGUACAGGGAAUUAGAAGAAGAUGUUUCCGAUAUCGAAGCCGGUCGAAUUCCGAUCCCCGGUUAUCCCACCUCAUCUUUUACAUUAGAAUUGGUCGAUAACCAUGAUUUUGAUGGUUAUAGGAAAAGACCUAAUGGUGCUAAAGGCCAUGAUCAUGAAAGGAAAAAAGGUGUCCCAUGGACUGAAGAUGAACACAGGAGGUUUCUAAUGGGACUUGUAAAGUAUGGUAAAGGGGAUUGGAGAAAUAUUUCAAGGAACUUUGUGGUUUCAAAGACACCUACACAAGUUGCUAGCCAUGCCCAAAAAUAUUACCAAAGGCAACUUUCAGGGGGAAAAGAUAAGAGGAGACCGAGCAUCCACGAUAUCACGGUUCUCAAUCUCAGUAGCACCACUACGUUUUCGGACCAUCGUAAGGCUGUGUCUAUAAACCAGUCUAAUGUCCUUACAUUGCAGCAUAAGAUAGCCAGUAUGUCAAAAGCUGUAGGCCUUAAUGGGUCGGUUACGGUUUUCGAUUCGGGGAAUGGAAACAGGUUUACAUCGUCGCAGUACCAGGCUGCUCAAAAUCUGUAUGGUAAUGCUUAUCAUGGAGCUCAUAUCAAACAUCAAAGUUCAGUAUUCUAAAACCCUUCACAACAAGAUAUGUAAGGCUGUUGUUGUUCUCUGUUGUACUCGAAAGUCGUCUCGGUUUUUCGAAUCUAAUAACGUUUGGGGUUCUUUCAUGGUGUUAAAAAACGGUCUUAUUGUUACACAAGGAUGAAAACAAAUCAUGUACUGUAAAUUCGAAAAUAAAUACGCUAUUCCGGUUCGCGAAAAA
Gossypium raimondii (Peruvian cotton) is the source of this 1302-nucleotide messenger RNA. Its product is annotated as transcription factor DIVARICATA. The transcript has 2 exons. The record is from RefSeq and is a predicted model, not a curated record. NCBI's taxonomy places the organism in Eukaryota, Viridiplantae, Streptophyta, Magnoliopsida, Malvales, Malvaceae. Bases 279 to 1109 code for a protein of 276 amino acids. Gene Ontology annotation, molecular function: DNA binding.